This is a messenger RNA of Peniophora sp. CBMAI 1063, 939 nucleotides long. NCBI's taxonomy places the organism in Eukaryota, Fungi, Basidiomycota, Agaricomycetes, Russulales, Peniophoraceae. The record is from the annotation of a GenBank genome assembly.
AUGCGUGUACGCUGGAACAGCAUACUCGCAGAGCUACAGCGAGCCAAGCUGUUGCGCCCUGCCAUUGCCGCCUACCUGGAGUCGCUCCCGAAUGGUUUGUCGGGCAAGAAGAAAACUGCCGCACUCACCAAGCAAAAGAAGUGGACGGUGUCGGUGUCGGGCUGGGAAAUGAUUGAUACUAUGAUCGAUAUCUUGAAGCCGUUCGAGCAGGGCACCCGCGAUCUUUCGAUGUCUGGUGUGCCUACUCUUUGUAUGGUGCUCCCGAUAUACAAGUCCCUUGAGGAGCACCUCAAAGCGCAAAUUUCGGCGCUCACUGUGUCAUUCGAGGACACCGAGGACGAGUUCAAGAUCGUUAAUGCCGUGAAGCUCGGGCUUGACAAGCUCUCCAUCUACCUCGAGAAGGCGGUGAAAUCAGACUAUCACCUCCUCGCUGUCGUACUCAACCCUCAACUGCGCUUACAGUACCUCGAGGACGAUACACGUUGGGCACCAGAGGUUCCAACGACACCAUCAGCUUCGUCUGCCACCUCGGGUAGCCUCUACAUGAGGUCCGUACAGCGCCAGACGAGCUCGCAGGAUGCCUCAUCCCCGUCUUGGACCCUCGCCCUCGACUCGUACCUCAACGGAGCAUACCCGUUUCCCGAAGACAAGGGUGUCGAAUAUAUACUCUCUUGGUGGAGUGCAUACGGUAGCAAGUUCGCACCCCUCGAUGCUAUCGUGCGCGAUAUCCUCGCCAUACACGGUGUAAGUGUGUCUGUCGAGCGGCUAUUUUCUAGCAGCGGCCUCACACUACACGAUAACCGUGCACGUCUGACUGCUGUGAUGGCAGGGAAGACCAUCAUCACGAAGGAAUGGUUGAAGCGAGGGUUCGGUGAAGGGGUUGACUACCUAGAGGGUGUGGCGAUUUGGGAAAAGGACAGCGACGAGGAAUCCGACUAA